Opisthocomus hoazin is the source of this 900-nucleotide messenger RNA. NCBI's taxonomy places the organism in Eukaryota, Metazoa, Chordata, Aves, Opisthocomiformes, Opisthocomidae. The record is from RefSeq and is a predicted model, not a curated record.
AUGCGGGGAGAAACCAACGGUGCUGAAUCUCAAGCAUCUGGACUGCCUGAGUACGUAAAGAUUGUAGAAGUUGGGCCGAGAGAUGGAUUACAAAAUGAAAAGGUGAUAGUCCCAACUGAUAUCAAAAUAGAGUUAAUCAACCGGCUUUCCAGAACAGGCCUGCCUGCAAUAGAAGUGACCAGUUUCGUUUCAUCCAAGUGGGUGCCUCAGAUGGCAGAUCACAAUGAAGUAAUGAGGGGCAUUGAGCGGCAUCCUGGAGUCCAAUAUCCUGUUCUCACGCCGAAUCUACAAGGUUUUCAUUCUGCUAUUGCAGCAGGGGCUACAGAAGUCUCAGUAUUUGGUGCAGCAUCUGAAUCUUUCAGCAGAAUGAAUAUUAAUUGUUCAAUUGAAGAAAGCAUAGAAAAAUUUGAAGAAGUUGCUAAAUCUGCAAGGAAUAUGAAUAUUCCAGUGCGUGGGUAUGUGUCAUGUGCAUUGGGAUGCCCGUAUGAAGGAAACAUCGUACCAGCUAAAGUGGCAGAAGUAUCUAAGCGGCUCUACAGUAUGGGCUGUUAUGAAAUCUCUCUGGGGGACACAAUUGGUGUGGGGACUCCUGGAAGUAUGAAAAGAAUGCUGGAAGCUGUUAUGAAAGAAAUUCCUCUGAGUGCUCUUGCUGUUCACUGUCAUGAUACAUAUGGCCAGGCAUUAGCCAAUAUCCUCACAGCCGUACAGAUGGGAGUUGCUGUAGUGGAUUCAUCUGUUGCGGGACUGGGUGGUUGUCCCUAUGCAAAAGGUGCUACUGGAAAUGUAGCCACAGAGGAUGUGGUAUACAUGCUUAAUGGUCUGGGGAUCAAUACAGGAGUAAAUCUUUACACAGUGAUGGAAGCUGGAAACUUCAUCUGUCUUUGCCAAGGACAUUUAUGA